Messenger RNA from Astyanax mexicanus (Mexican tetra), 5287 nucleotides. RefSeq names its product transcription factor 3a (gene tcf3a). Gene Ontology annotation, cellular component: transcription regulator complex. Bases 614 to 2503 code for a protein of 629 amino acids. Gene Ontology annotation, molecular function: RNA polymerase II cis-regulatory region sequence-specific DNA binding; DNA-binding transcription factor activity, RNA polymerase II-specific; protein dimerization activity. Gene Ontology annotation, biological process: regulation of transcription by RNA polymerase II. The record is from RefSeq and is a predicted model, not a curated record. NCBI's taxonomy places the organism in Eukaryota, Metazoa, Chordata, Actinopteri, Characiformes, Acestrorhamphidae. The transcript is spliced from 19 exons.
UCACUCCGCGCGCUGGCCUAGUGCUCGGCAGUUUGUACAGAACAACAGCCGGCAGCUUGUGCGUUGAAAUUAGGGAGGAUAUGGUUGAUUUUUUUGGGCGUUGCAGCUUUAAAAGCAUCGUAGAUUUGGGUUGAUAUAAGACGACGACGUGAAAUAUUCCGUUUUUUUGCAUUUGGGCGUUUGAAAUCGGACACCGCUGUAACGUCCUCGUUUUUUUUCCGCGGAGGGAUACAGUGUUGGGGAUGACAAUGUGGAGGAGGUGGCUGCAAUGUCUACUCGGAAGAUGAAACGGUCAGAGUAGUUGUAGCGAGCGAGGCAGCGAAGGAAAAACGGAGGCUUAUAACUUAUGCAGAGUUUAUUUUCCGCAGUUAUUACGCCGCGAUUCGACUUUUAAGGGCUUUGCCUGACUUUUCAAGGAUACGAGAGGACGCAAAACUCCAUUUAUCUCGAUUUGUGGAGCUUUAAAAAAGCGUGGAGGGGGAUUUUGUCCCCCAACUUAAUGUGGCUUUUUCUCUCUCUCUCCUGAAAACACUCCUGUUGGAUGCUGAACGGUCCAACCGACGAAAGGGUUGUAAAGCCUCUUAGAGUGUGUGUGCGUGUGUACUAAGGAAGAAUGACUGAUAGUAACAUCAGAAUGACCGCAGCAACAGACAAGGAGCUCAGCGAUCUGCUGGACUUCAGUGUGAUGUUUCCUCUUCCAGUGCCGAAUGGAAAGAACAGAUCUGCUACUCUAGCCAGCACGCCAUUCGCAGGCUCAGGUUUGGAUGACCGGAGCGGGUCAGGCUCCUGGGGGCCGGGAGAACAGAACAGUCCGUCCUUCAGUUCACGGGCAUUUGGAGAUGGAGCCCACUUCAAUGAACAUGAAAGUAUGUCCCCUUACAGCUCAGGGAUUGGAGGUAAAUCAGAAAGAGGACCUUACCCCUUCGGCUCACAGUUUCUACCAGGGGAAAUGCCCAUGUCCAGUCCUGAUGGCCUUCCUUCCACGGGUCUCAAAUCAACAUCCCCGUUCUAUAGCUCGUAUGCAAACCGCAGGAGGCCCCCGGACGCUGUUCUCGAUAACCAGCCGAAGAAGAUCAGGAAAGUGCCCCCUGGCCUCCCAUCCUCAGUCUAUCCAGCAGUUCCCGGUGAGGAUUAUAACCAGGAGAACGCAGGAUACCCAGCAUCCAAACCUGGCAGUGUUUACCCUGGUCCAUUCUAUCUGCAAGAAGGUCUUCAGGACCCCUGGGCUCAGCCAAGUUACUCAUCCAUGCCCCACCUUGGUCAGUCCGCCCCCUUCGCUGUCACCAACCCACAGGAGCGCCUGAAGCGGCAACACCUGCCACUCUCCCCUCCGAACUACCCUCACCACAGCAAUGAGGUCAACGGCGGCAGCCUUCCAACCAGCUUCCAGUCUGCAUCCAGCGGUUAUGGAGUCCCCAACCACACGCCGCCCAUCAAUGGAGCAGAUGGCAUCCUGGGCAACAGAAACAGCACAGCGGGAAGUUCGGGAGAUGAAAUCGGAAAGGCUCUCGCUUCGAUUUACCCCGCAGACAACAACAGCAGCAACUUCUCCUCCACUCCGCCGACCCCGGUGGGCUCUCCACAGAACAUGCCAGCGGCCUCUUCCUCCCAGUGGUCUAGAGGGUCCACACAGGCUACACCAUCACCCAGCUUUGAGGGUGGACUACAAGCACUGCAAAGUAAGAUGGAGGACUGCCUGGGUGAAGCUCUGCAUGUGUUGCGGAACCACGCCGUGGGGUCCGGCCCCGGCUCAGGGCUGGGAGCUGAGAUGCAGAGUCUGCUCGCUGCAGCCGGAGGAGCUGCGGGCCUCAGCGCCCUCAGCCAGAGCUUCCCCCUCCACGGCCGGCUUCCUGGCUUGGUGCCAGAGCACCACGAGGAAUCGACAGGCCUUCCUCCCACCAGCAGCCUCCUGCAUGGACACCACGCCCCACCACAGGCCCCUGCCAGCUCCCAGCCGGAGACCUUCACCAGUCUGCCUGGAAGCCUCUCUCGCUCCUCUCUUUCCUCCAGCACAGACAUCAAGAGGGAGGACAAGGAGGAUGAUGAGAACUGUUCCCUCUCCGACACGAUGGAUGACGAGAAGAAGGAUGGAAAGGGGAGCCGCCCGCGGACAAGUCUUCCAAGCCAUGGGAGUCUUAGCGAGGAUGAUGAGGACCUGCCGGCGGAGAUGAAGGCAGAGCGUGAGAAAGAGCGGCGCGUGGCCAAUAACGCACGAGAGCGCCUCCGUGUGCGCGACAUCAACGAGGCCUUCAAAGAGCUGGGACGCAUGUGCCAGCUGCACCUGAGCAAUGAGAAACCGCAGACCAAGCUGCUCAUCCUGCACCAGGCUGUUAACGUUAUUCUCAACCUGGAGCAGCAAGUGCGAGAGCGUAACCUGAACCCAAAGGCAGCAUGUCUUAAGAGGAGAGAGGAGGAGAAAGUGACGGGAGUCGGAGGAGAUUCCCAGAUGCCUCUGGGAGGAGGUCACCCUGGGCUGGGCGGCGACGGGCACAGUCAUAUGUAAUAUUUAUCCUGUCGUAACGAGUACUUUCAGACGUGGCCUUAUUCUCCUGUGUACCGUCUCAGUGUGCGUACACACACAUCCCGACUGUGCAUAAGAAUCUUUUAAACAAACUUUGACUCGUGCAAAUACCACACACUUUGGUGAAAACUGACAGACAAUUCAGCCACAAAUUACACAGCUGCAGACAUAAAGAGACACACAAACAUCAUGGACCAUUGAAGCAUCCUGAAGAACACUGCUGAGGAAGAGAGAGACAGAAACUCUCUGAGCACAAAGAACAAGGACAUUUUGCUUUGCGCUCUUUUCUUUCUUUUUGUUUUGUUUGUUUGUUUUCUUUGUUAUAGGCAACUCCUGCUUACAUUUCUGGGAGCAAUGAUGUAUUUCACCAAGACUGAGGGCGACUCAGUCAAAAAACUAGGCGACCAUUCCCCAUGGACUCCAUAGCUGUCUGUCUUAUCUGUGUUGAUCAGUAGAAAAAGAAGACACACAAACACAUCCUUUUCGGUCAAGUCAAAAAAAACACAUACUUAGAUUCUCUGUUCUCAUUAAUGUAAGUAUUUUUUUCAGAACCCUGAAGAUAGUGGUAGUGGCCACAGAAUCAAAAGGAUGAUCGUUCUUCUCAGUUUCAAACUUUGUACAACAACCAACCACACUUUUUGAGCAGUCAAGGACUCGAAUGAGGGAACAGUGAAAGCUUUAGCUUUUAGCUUGUUUUGUUUGUUUGUUUUUUGUAUUUUUUAACUGUUGUUUUGUACCAUCUCUCACAAAAAACAGUAUAAGUGGAAAUAGAUUAGCCAGAGGUGAUGAACACCUCGAUUUUCAGCUUGAGUCUAAGCAACUGCGAUUACAAUAACCAACCAUGUUGACUGGAAAAAAAUCCUUCCUUCUUAAUCUUCUUAAACUGCCACACCAGCCAAAGCAUCAACACCACCUUUCACCAAUGUUCUGCUAUGGGUUAUAGAACUAGCACACAGUAGCUAGAGAUUGAGUUAUUUUUUAAGAUUGACUGACUUAUUAAGCAACGAGAGCAACUGACGCCUGUACUACGGCCAAGAACACCUUCAUAUAUGGAAGGAAUGACGUCUCGAGCUUCCACAGGCUCCUGCAACUCGACAGCAACAGUGGUUCUGCAUUUCAAUAUUGUGUGGUAAUAUUACACAAUGCAUUAAAUUUUUAUCAAACUUUCUCAUCAAUUUAGCUGAGCCACGUAACCCACCCACUCACUCACUAGGGCUCCUAGCAAUCACUUGCAAAGCACCUGACACUAGGAAGACACGGACAAACACGUGCCUCCUUCGAUACACGUGAAGUGAGACUCUGAUGCAACGCUUAGAGAAAAUCCCAGGAUCCCAAUCUCUGAUACAUCAGCAGGCGCCUGUUCCGGCCAGCAUCACGGUGGGAGUGAUGAAUGGAGCGUGGCCAAUCGUGCUCUCUCUGACUUUGGCUGCUGAUGCCGAAGCAGCAAGCAGCAGCAGUAUGAACCGGGAUUUAAAUUCACGAUCCUCAGUCUGCUGAGCCACUCUGAGCCCCCUGCUCUGAAGUCUUGCUGUCCUGUGUCCUUCAUCUAUUGUUCUUAGAAGCCUGGAAUAGAAAGAAUUCCUCUAAAAUGAAUGAAGACUUAUGACAUGCUUUUUUUUUUUGUGUUUUUCUGUUUUUUUUGGUCAGUGAUACAGAUACAAUACUCUCAGAAGUCAUGUCAGGGGUAUUUGUGUGUUUUUGUCGACUGGGAUAAUGGAUAGUGUCAACCAAGAACUGCAACUGCUGCCACUUGUGGACAAUAUUUUCCUCAAACUAGAGAAAGAUAGAUAAUGAAUGGCGUAUUUGAACAAUUACAUAGGGUCUUUAUGAGAAGACCCUCGUGUUGUUAAAACUGUUGACUCUUUACAUUUCGUGUCUUUUCUUUUCUUUUUUUAUAUAAAGUUCUUCUAAAUGUUAUUUUUACUUUGUAAUGUUUUCGAAGUAUGGCGAAAAUCAUAGCGUUCCAGAUGCCAGGAACAAAUCGAAACUUUUCGUAUUUCUUUUGCAAUUUUUGAUAUGUUGUCAGCGGACGGGCAUGGAUCAUGGGAUUUAGCCAACGAUUUAAGUGGUUCCUUGAGAAAUGCCUGUUUGCUCAUUGUCAUAAAUGUAAUAUUCCCUGACGUUGUUGCUCCAGUUGUUAUGUAGACUGUGGCAAAACCUUUUGUUUUUCUAUUGUUUCUAUGCCCUCUGAGAACCAGAAAAACAGUAGUGAUAGUAUUGUGGUUGCACCACCAUUAUUUGUGAGAUCUUUUCAUAAAAGCCAUGUUUUCAGUCACCUGAAAGGGAACACGAGAUUGAUCAAUUCCUCAUUUCAACUACUUUCAGCAGUGUUCUCCUUCAGUCAGUACAAAAGAACAUCAGUGUCUUCUAAAACCAGAAGACCAGAGUUCUUCGUGUUCUUUUGCAAAGUGUUGCAAAGACCUGAACAGCGAUGGAGGGAAAGAACUGUUAGUGGAAAGAAAAAGAGAGAGACAGAAAGAAAGAGAGAGAUUUGGGUGGCCUUCUUCAUUCUCCUGACUGACUUCCGCACCCGACGGGGUCGUAUCACUGGGGGAGUGAUAACAUACUAGUGCCUGCACAUUUGUUUUUGUUUUUCUUCAGUUCGAUCCUGAAGUCAGGUUUUAAUUGAAAAAUGUCACGUGUUUUUUGGUGGCUUUACUUGAGAAUAUUUUAUAAAUUCAUAUGAAGACCGGGGCAUGGGGAUUUUUAGUGUAUCUCAAAUGAACUUUUGCUCUUCCGAGCAAAUAAAAGUACUUUCUUUGUAAA